AAUUUGCUUGUCUCGUUUCCAGCCGCCUAGUUUCUUACAUCCAAUUUCUUUCCUUACUUCUGUCGUUUAACUUCUUUCUUGACUACAGAUUUCAGGCGCGGUUUCUUUCAGUGAUCGGCCUCAAGUUCCCUUGAAAAUUAGUGUGUGAACAUCACAUCAGAAUGGCCGAGUCUGUGGCUUUCGCUGUUUCCCAGUUUCUCGAACUGCUCGAUGUGCGUCCCGGACUACAACACAACAAGGAGACCUCCCGAAUACGAGAAAAGCUGCUGGUGUUUGAACAACUCUCUCAAAACCAUCAAAAUUUAAAUCAGGAAGGGUUGAGUAAAUUGGCGAGGGAAAUUAGAGAGGUUAGUUACAUGUUUGAGAAUCAUGUGGAGGCCUCCAUCAUCAAGGCCGGAGCAACAGACCCUGAUCAGGAGGACUACUCUCGAGGAAGAAUAGCUGGAAAAAGCGUCCUGAUGUUUUUGUGCAGAACAUGGUCUUGCUCUCCGAAGAAAGCAGCAUUGCUAGAUAUUCACCAGAGGCUUGUAUCUGUCCAACGUACAUAUCAACAAUACGUAGAACACUAUUCUUAUGCUCUUGCUCCCGCAGAGAAUCUCACGUCAAGGAACGUAGCAUACAGACGGCCCUUUGAGUUUGUUAGAAGAGAGAAAGAGAUGGAAGUACUGCUUCCAUAUUUGCUUCCGGACAACGACCUGUGCCAGGUUGUUUCCAUAAGCGGUGCGGCUGGUAUAGGCAAGACCAUACUUGCCCAGCAGCUGUUCGAAGCUCCCGAAAUACAGUACCAGUAUCCUACAAGAAUCUGGGUUAAUGUGUCAAAGAAAUCUCGGAGGGAAAUUAUGGAACAGAUUGCUAAAAGUCUACUGACGACCUCAGUAGAGGAGAUGUUUGCGGAACAGUUGGGCAGAUUGAUUUUCUCUCAUCUAGAUAAAUUGAGGACAUUACUUGUGUUGGAUGAGAUCUCGUCGAUGGAUGAUUUGGAAUUCCUGGAGCCUAUCCUUCCAAGGACCAGUAUGCGACGGAGCAAAAUAUUGAUAACAACACGGUCGAAACAAGUAGCGGAAGUUGCUCAUACGACGGCACCGAGAUGCGUCCACCUCAGGAGGUUAACCGACGAUGAAGGAUACCAACUACUCUUGAAGAACGUUCCGGACUUUUUGGUCCGUGGAAUUGAGGGGGAGCUGGGAAAGAAAAUAGUUGAUUUCUGUGGAGGCCUGCCGAUGAGCAUUGUUCACUUCAUAAAAUCAAUGGCAACAAAGCAUACAUUGGAGGAGUGGGAGGAGACUGUAAAUCAAAGGCUCUGCUCUACAUUUCGGGAAAGACUAGAAUUUCCGGAAAUACAAGCAUCGCUAGAAGUUUUAACGUCAAGUUAUGAUGACUUGCCGUAUAUUCUAAAACUAUGUUUCCUUUAUAUGGGAGUUUUACAAGAUUAUCAACAUAUCCAACUGGAGAAAUUGUACCUUUUGUGGUUGGCUGACAAGCUUGUAUCAUUGAAGCGCCUUCAAAGAGGAGAAAGACUAGCGGAUGUUGUGCAAAGCUAUGUGACGAAACUAGCUGACCGAAGUAUGGUUGAGCUGCAUCAUGAAAGGGAUGCGCGAACUAUCACAAGAUUUCAAUAUUGCCAGCUUAAUGAGCUCAUGCGGGACCUAUCAUUGUUGAAGAAUAAGCAUGAAUGCUUUUUCAAGGUUGUGGAUUUUGUACGUGGAGGUCAGCUGGUGCCGGAUUCAUUUUCUUCUUUGUCAGAGUGUAGAACGCAUCGAGUUGCAAUCAAUUUUGAUGAAUGUGAAGAAGGAUGUGUUUUGCCUUUAACAGAUGAAGAAAAGAUGCAUGUCCGAGUCCUCCUAUUCAGUGCAAAAAAGAAGCAGGUCUGGCCUAGAGAAUUGUCCAGGUUGACCAUGUUCAAAUAUCUCAGGAUCUUGGAUUUCAAUGGAUUCAACUUUGAUCUAACGAUAUUACCGUACGGUAUAGCAGCAGCAGUCCAUCUGAGGUACUUGAGUUUUAGAGAUUGUGUUUUGGCAGAGUUACCAUCAUCGAUUGGCAACUUGAGAUUCUUGAUCAUUCUUGAUUUAAGAGUGCAAGAAUCGACUAAAAUGAUCAUCCCGAAUGUGUUAUGGAAGAUGAGAAACCUAAAGCACCUCUAUUUUCCACUCCUGUUUGAAACACCAGAUGCCGGAAAAAUAAGACUUCACGGCUUGACAGAGCUCGAGACAAUCACAAACUUCAACACGUGGAUGGUCAACGUCGAUGAUCUCCUGAAAAUGCCUAAACUUCAGUUCUUAGCUGCAAAUGUUGCCGGAAAUCUUGAGGACAUCGAAUCCAUCAUCAAAUGCAUGAUAAUGAACUCAAAUCUUGAAACAUCCCUUGAGAUAAGAGACUUUGAUUGCUAUACAGAAGAAAGACAUUCUGUUUUCAGAAAAGUUUUGGCAUGUCAGUCUCUCGGAGUCCUCUGCAUGGAGGGGCACUUAUGUCGAAUGCCAAUGCACUAUAAAUUUUCUCAGAAUCUCACUAAGAUUAUAUUCAUUGGUUCAGAACUUAUAGAAGAUCCAAUGACAACACUGGAGAAACUUCCUAAACUGCGUGUGCUAGUCUUGGAUGAUGCAUUUGUGGGGAAAGCAAUGGUCUGUUCUUCAUCCAGCUUCCUCGAACUCAAAAUUCUGGAACUCCUGAAUUUGCAUGCGUUAGAGAAGUGGACAGUGGAAGAUGGAGCUAUGCCUAAGCUUUCGACUUUGGUUCUUGCAAAUUGCGGAAGAUUGGAAAUGCUGCCGGAGGGAUUACAGUUUGUCCAUCGCCUACAAGAGUUGGAUGUCUCACGAAUGAGCAAAGAUUUUCAGAAGAGGAUCCGCAGUGUUGAUCCGGAGAUGGGACGAGACACGCACAAAGUCCAGCACGUGCCGUCAAUCGUGUUUGAUGACAAAUGACUUCCCUAGUAGGUAUCCAUGCAGAACAAUGAGGUAAUUUCAUGCCCAUUAGUAUCCUUGAUCAAUAAUUUUCAUAAAUAUUCUGUAAAAUUUGUUUUCAUUGUUUUAGUGUGUAACAAAAGACAUAAAACGAUAUAAUGAUGAUUAAAAAACUAAUACACUCGAAUUUUAGUUCAAUGGUUACAUAUAUUUAUGCAUACAAAUGUAUUACCCAAUCAUAAAACUGGUUGUCCCUCGUGUACUUAAAACUGCUAGAAAAAGAAAAGAGGUUCAAACCAUAUAAAUAAGGUUAUGCUGCACUAUAUAUGUUCCACCUCUUAGCAUCAAGAUUAGCUUUUGAUGUUGUAGUUGCAUGAAAAUUGUUAUCCAAAUCAGGUCUGUUCGAAUCAAACCAAUCACAAAACACGUAUAACACAUGCCAUAUGAUUAGUCACUUUUCUGGAACUGUACGCCAAUCACACGGCAAAUAUAUUACACUUGACAUAUAUAUUUCCAUAGUUAAGACUGAGAAGUUGAACACUUGUGUUGAAAAUGAUCUUUGUAAUUGAUUAUUCUUAUUGCAAUAUACAUCAAAAGCAGAUUGAGCUAGCACCAUGCCACCCUGUUCUGUUAGCUUAGUCCUCCAUCUCCCUGAGGUCUGGUUCUUGUUUGAAAGAGAUCGGUAAUAUUCAUGCAUGAUCUUUCGGAUAUCGUUUUAUUUCAUUCCAAGCUUAGCAUUUUAAGACUGUACUCUUUACACAACCAAACAUCUAAUUGUGAUGCAUAAGACGCUUAUCAGUUGGCAUGCUUCGUUCCGUCCCUCAUCGUCCUCAGCUAUUUUGCAAGCAACCGUUGUCCGGGCGC
Messenger RNA from Sesamum indicum (sesame), 3761 nucleotides. Its product is annotated as putative disease resistance RPP8-like protein 2. NCBI's taxonomy places the organism in Eukaryota, Viridiplantae, Streptophyta, Magnoliopsida, Lamiales, Pedaliaceae. The record is from RefSeq and is a predicted model, not a curated record. Gene Ontology annotation, biological process: defense response to other organism. Gene Ontology annotation, molecular function: ADP binding.